UCAGGGCCUGAGGGGCUGCAGCCUCCCCUCCUCUCCUUAAAUAGACGGCUGUCCAGCACAGCUGCUUGGAGCCCACCGCCCGCGCCACCACCCACAGGCUGCAGUCCACCUGCCACCCUGGGACCGGCAGUAAGAGGCUCUCUGGGGCCUGUCUGCUUGUUCCCUCCAGGCUCACUCGGACUCUGCCUCCCGCUGAAGCAUGAAUGGCCUCGAGGUGGCCCCCCCAGGUCUGAUCGCCAACUCCUCCCCGGCGCCCGCAGAGCGAUGUGGCCAGGAGACGCCCCUGGAGAAUGUCCUCUUCGCCUCUUUCUACCUCCUGGACUUCAUCCUGGCUUUUGUCGGCAACGCCCUGGCCCUGUGGCUGUUCGUCCGGGACCACAAGUCAGGCACCCCGGCUAACGUGUUCCUGAUGCACUUGGCUGUGGCCGACUUGUCCUGCGUGCUGGUCCUGCCCACCCGCCUCGUCUACCACUUCUCCGGGAACCACUGGCCAUUCGGGGAGAUCCCGUGCCGGCUGACCGGCUUCCUCUUCUACCUCAACAUGUACGCCAGCAUCUACUUCCUCACCUGCAUCAGCGCUGACCGCUUCCUGGCCAUCGUGCACCCUGUCAAGUCCCUCAAGCUCCGCCGGCCCCUUCACGCCCACCUGGCCUGCGCCUUCCUCUGGGUGGUGGUGGCCGUGGCCAUGGCCCCGCUGCUGGUGAGCCCGCAGACCGUGCGGACCAACCACACGGUCGUCUGCCUGCAGCUAUACCGAGAGAAGGCCUCCCAGCACGCCCUCGCGUCCCUGGCCGUGGCCUUCACCUUCCCAUUCGUCACCACGGUCACCUGCUACCUGCUGAUCAUCCGCCGCCUGCGGCAGGGCCCCCGCGUGGAGCAGCGCCUCAAGAACAAGGCGGUCCGCAUGAUCGCCAUGGUGCUGGCCAUCUUCCUGGUCUGCUUUGUGCCCUACCACGUGCACCGCGCCGUCUUCGUGCUGCGUUACCGCGGGGACCACACCUCGUGCGCCGCCCAGCGCGUCCUGGCGCUCGGCAACCGCAUCACCUCCUGUCUCACCAGCCUCAACGGCGCCCUCGACCCCAUCAUGUACUUCUUCGUGGCCGAGAAGUUCCGAGAAGCCCUGUGCAACCUCCUCUGCGGCCGGAGGCUCUCGGGGCCACCCCCCAGUGCGGACGGGAAGACCAACGAGAGCUCGCUUAGCGCCAGGUCCGAGCUGUGAGCCCAGGGCCACCAGCAGCACCGCCCAGUCUAGAAGGACGACCCCUCGGACCCAUGAGGGAGGAGCCCAUCUCCUCCCCGUCAUUCCCGAGAAAAGACACGGAGACCGCAGCAGGUCACUACCACCUGCUCCGAGGUUGGAGCUCAUCACCGGGUGCUGAGGUCUGUCUUCCUUGAUACGCAAAGCCCAGGAGAGGGAGAACAGGAGGGACCGGACGGCCGCCCCUCUGCAAAGACGGCGUUGGCCCUGCUCACUCGCGGGCCCUAGUCACUCGGUGCCUUCACCCCGCGAAGAGGUGGCGAGGAGGCGGGAGGAACAUUCCUGAACAAUGAGUGUCUUUCUUUCCCAAGUGCUGCCUGCAAGCCCCCCGGCUUCCUUCCCAGGACACCGGUGAAGCUUUGCAGGGAGAACGUGGGAGACAGCUGCCAACGGCCUAGCAGAAGAGGGGACGCGGGAAUCUCGGCAGAGGGAGGGUGUCUCAGUAUUUCCUCUGAAGCGCAAAGCGCUUUGAGUUCCCUUUGUGACACCUUUGCCAGAGGACCCGGAGUUCGGGGGAUGCAAGCUCUAAAUCACAGCUGAACACUGUAAGCACAUUUCAGGGCAGUGGCCAGGGGACCUCCAGCAAAACAGGGCCCGGGGGGCACCUCAGCUCUCUCCCGCCAGAAACCCACACACGGACCUGCACGUGCCCGGCCAUCCCAGAGCUUCCUGGCAGCUACCCGGUCCCUCCUGAGUCCUGGUCAAGCACACAGCCUGGGUGGACCCUCCAGGGGAGCUGAGCUCUGUUACUGGUGGGGGAGGAGGAUGGCCUGCUGUGGGAACAUGUCCCCCACUGACCUGGACCCAGCAGGGCUGUGGUCCCACUCCCUCCCUGAGGCCUCCAGCAGCCCUGGCUCACCAAGCUCUGAGCCGUUUUGCUUCACAGCUUCUCCUCUUUUGUACUUGAUUCUACUGACCACAAACACCACUGCACUUUUAACAGCCGAAGGUUAUUCUGUUGGGUUAAUGAAACCCCCUUCCAGAACCUCUCUUCCCUGUGAUCUGGGAAUGGCAGCAUGUGGAUUGCGGUUCUGGUGGCCCCACGGCCUCCCUGCCUGACGGGGACUCUGACAUUCUGCCCCUCAGGCCUCCAAGUGCCAGCCUGGGCUGGGAGGGUGUGAGUGGGGCACCCCCUCCCUUCAUCAUGGUAAUACUUUACUUUCCAGAGCGCUUCCAGCCUCUCUGGACUCUCCCAGCAGAGCGCUGGAGCAGUGGGGUCACAGCUAAGCUGGGCUCAGGAAAAAGACAGGAGCUACUCAGGCCCACAGCUGGCCAGGGGGUCCCACCGAUGAACACGGGACCCCCGCUGCCCCAUCUGCCACCUGCAGCCUCUCACGUGAGCACCUGACACUCAGGCUCCUGCUGAGUGCCCUGCGGACACCAAGACAGUAGACCUGUAUCUCCGGUGGGGCAGGCAGAUGGCCGGGAUCACUGCAGCAGCAUCAGGAGGAGGCUAGGGAAUGGAGCUGGGGACGAAAGCCCAGACAGGAGAGGGCGUGGGAGGCAGACGGACAGCGGGACAGCGAGGGUGGUGACAACCAGGCAGGCGUGCUCUUCAUGGAGACUUGGCUGUCGGCAGAGGAGAAACUCAGAGCUGGUUGGCUGGGAUCUGGUGCAUCUGGGAUGCCUGGUGGACACCACGUGGAGAUGGCACAUGGGCAGCAGAGUAUCCCAAGGGAGAGGUCUGGGAUGGGAGCGGACAUCUGAAUUCUCUGGCACGUAUAUGCCAUUUAAGGCUCUGAGACUUUAGGCCCAGGGCAGAAUCCCAACCGAGCCCAACACGGAGACAUGGGGGGAGGAGGAGAACCAGAUGAGGAGAGGGACAGAGCAGCCACGGGGCAGGAGACCCCCAGGGUCCUGGGGCCCCAGGGAGGUGUGGGAGCUGCAGUAAAGUCUGCUGGGAAGUCACGAGAGGAGCCAGCAGUGAGCAACACGGGGGCCAUGGGGACCCCAGCCAGACAGGAUGCAGGGAGCAGACGGGAGAAGCCAGCGGGGGUGCUGGAGAAGGCUGCGGAGAAUCCCAGCGGAAGGUUCAGAGGGUGUUGUGAAACAUGGGAACCACCAAGCCUGACCCACAAGAAAGGGAGGGAGAGUGACCAGAGCUGGGAGCCCUCAUGGAGGCGUGUGGAGUGAGCAGGGCUUUGGGGGUGUGGGACGUGGCCUCCACUCAGACCCAGGCAGUGCCAGGCCGCAGGGGCCCCGCAGGGAAGGGGAGGGGAGAUUGUCACACUGGGGAUGGGUGGUGGGAGGAGGGGGUGAGGAGAAAGAGCCAGUCUUCGUGGAAGAUGAGAACUUAGCCUUCUAAGGAACCCCGGGCCUGAAUUCGGAGCAGCUGGGAUGGGUGAUUGCUGUCUCUCCAGCAGCGCUCGUGGUGGGGUGAGGACGGAGGUGGAUGGUUGGGGUCAGCAGUGGGGGUGGCCAGGCGGGUGGGAACUUGACUCCAAGCUCCUUAUCCAUCCACUGUGUCUAACAGCGCCCGCUUGGGCUGCCUUUCCCCCUUCGGUCUACUGUCAGCCUGCUCCCGGGAACACCCUUGAGUCUGAGCCAGCCCAACUCACCCCUCACUCUCUCCAGCCUCGGUCCUCACCAGUAAACCGGACAGGGCUCUCCUGUCUGCCUGGAACGGGCCUGGCACCUCCGAGGAGGAGCCUCUCCCUCCCAAGACCCGCCACAUCUCACCUGCCCG
This is a messenger RNA of Camelus dromedarius (Arabian camel), 3944 nucleotides long. RefSeq names its product G protein-coupled receptor 17 (gene GPR17). Gene Ontology annotation, molecular function: G protein-coupled receptor activity. Bases 200 to 1219 code for a protein of 339 amino acids. Gene Ontology annotation, biological process: phospholipase C-activating G protein-coupled receptor signaling pathway; positive regulation of Rho protein signal transduction. The transcript has 2 exons. The record is from RefSeq and is a predicted model, not a curated record. NCBI's taxonomy places the organism in Eukaryota, Metazoa, Chordata, Mammalia, Artiodactyla, Camelidae. Gene Ontology annotation, cellular component: plasma membrane.